AUGCAAGGCGAUCAACCUCAGGCUGACGAAUCUCGUGCAGCUGCCAAAUAUCCGCUGCCCGCCCAGCCUCCUGGACCAGGUCCGGGUACAGGUGCUGCCUCGGAUCCUGAUCCACAUCCACCACACAUCACAGUCCAAGCCCCAGCAGUGGUCCUCGUCGCUCAGUCUGCAGCUGAUUUAAAGCGUUAUGCCAGCUUGUCUGAACAAGACUGUUAUGAUGUACCAGCCAAGAGUCUUUACACACAUGCUAAACGACUCUGCCGCAUUCGCCCCAGGCCGAGGCUGUCCCAGCAUGCCUCGGCAGAACAGACGGUCAGGAGAAUGCAGACUCUGCGAAGUGGCCUGGGUCAGCGUAGGUUACAGGAGUGUGCUGUGCAGGACAGAUGGGUGGUGCUGCCCCGGCCCAAGAGAAUGACCAAAAGGGUGAGCGGGAUCAAGACACCACAUCCUUACCAGAGACGAAGGAAGACUCUCAUCCAGCGGCACUUACUGCAGGUACCAGACAACCGACAGCUCUCCAAAAACGUGAAUUUAAGGACCAGACAGCGUCACUAUGCCAUCCUCGCUGCCGCCUACGAACAAGACGUGAUGACUUACCUGCUGGAGGUGGAGAAAAGGCACCUGAGGACCCGUAACUACCUGACGGCGCACCCCUCAGUGAGCCAGCGGACCCGCGCCAUCCUAGUGGACUGGCUCAUUCAAGUGCAGAGCUACUUGGGGAUGUCCCGUGAGACGCUGUACCAAGCCGUGGCAAUGGUGGACCGGGUGUUGGAGGAGUGCUGCAUCCCGGUGCAGCGCGUGCAGCUCCUGGCUGUGACCUGCCUCCUCAUUGCCUCCAAGCUCGAGGAGCAACAACCCGUACAGACAGCCGAGUUGCUUCAUCUCACCCUCAACUCGUACAAACACGAGGAGCUGCUGGCAUUGGAGCGGCGGGUGCUGCAAGUUUUGAACUUCAAUCUGACUUAUGCUGACCCAACUGUCUUCCUUUGCUACUUCCUUUACCUUACGUGCAACACACAAGAUCAGACGGUAAAUGACUGCUGUGGCUUCCUGAUGGAGGUGGUGAUGGUGGAGUCCUGGCCGCUGGAAACUCGGCCGUCGCUCCUGGCCGCAGCAGCCUUGCAUGGCGCCCUUAUGGUAGUUUACGGAACCUUGGCUGCAUCAGCUGUUCCUCUUCUCAUGCCCAAGUAUUUCAACCUGAAGGAGGAGGAUAUCGUGGCCACCAGUCUACGGCUGUUGGAGGCUCUCACCAAUCGUUUCAACCUUCCAUUCCAAGGGGCCGAGAGUAAGUACGCCAGCGAGUCCCGUCACCGCGCCCUUGCCCGCCACCCACGCCUCCAGCCUCUCCACCUGGUCUCCGUGGCGGACAAAGUAAGGGCCAGUCUCAUCCACUUACGUGGAGAAAAUACUGUGAUAAGGAGCAGGCAGCACGGCUGGUGCCAAGACCCGCCGCAGUGUCUGGCCGCAGCCGCCCCUUCCCCUGCAGGAAACGCCGUGCAGCAGUCAGGCGUCACUGCCGUUGAGGAGCAACCUUUUUCGAAUUAUAAAGAGGAUGACAACCUACUCGUGCCAAGAAUGGAGGAAGGUUGA
Molecule: messenger RNA, 1590 nt
Organism: Scylla paramamosain (green mud crab)
Lineage: Eukaryota; Metazoa; Arthropoda; Malacostraca; Decapoda; Portunidae
Product: G2/mitotic-specific cyclin-B2-like
Exons: 8
Coding region: 1-1590 (529 amino acids)
Biological process (GO): regulation of cyclin-dependent protein serine/threonine kinase activity; mitotic cell cycle phase transition
Cellular component (GO): nucleus; cyclin-dependent protein kinase holoenzyme complex; cytoplasm
Molecular function (GO): cyclin-dependent protein serine/threonine kinase regulator activity
Source: RefSeq, a predicted model, not a curated record